CAAACAUUCACUCGAUUUCUCAAUAUACACGCAAUGUCCACCACGGCACAAGAUGUCGAGGCACUUGUGCACUCGGACGACCCGAACCACCCCGCAAACCACAUUUGCACGCUCUGCGCAAAGUUCUACACCCUGGGCUGGGUGACGGGAACCGGCGGAGGCACGAGUAUCCGCCAUGAAGACAAGAUCUACAUCGCGCCCAGCGGCGUGCAGAAGGAGCUCAUGAAGCCGACGGACAUGUUUGUCAUGGACUUUGAGAGCAAGGAGUAUCUGCGAAGGCCACAAGUCCUCAAACCCUCCGCCUGCACGCCCCUCUUCAUGGCCGCCUUUGAGCGCGGCGCCGGCUGCUGCAUCCACACGCACUCCCAAUGGGCCGUGCUCGUGACCCUCCUCGUCGAGCGCGACCUCGGAACUGAAGCGUGUUUCGAAAUCGAGGAAAUCGAGCAGAUCAAAGGCAUUCCCAAGGGGCGUGGGAAACAGGGCAAUCUCGGCUACUACGACCGCCUGCGCAUACCGAUUAUCGAGAACACGGCGCACGAGGAGGAUUUGAGGGAGAGCUUGGAGGCCGCGAUGGAGAGGUGGCCGGAUAGUUAUGCGAUAUUGGUGAGGAGGCAUGGCAUAUAUGUUUGGGGGGAUAAUGUGCACAAGGCGAAGACGCAGUGUGAGAGUAUCGACUACAUUCUGCAGUUGGCUGUCGAGAUGAAGAAGUUGGGACUGCCGUGGACCAAGUCGUAGGGACUGCGACAGAGAGCCCACGACGUCUUAGCUCUAUGGCACACCAGGAUUUGCUCGUAGCAUCUAUAGCGCAGGAUAAACAGGACUUCGUUGCCGCUUUCUGUGCAACACAAAACCGUCAGCCCGAUCCAAUUCAAAUGCUUACUAAGUUAUGCAGGAAUAGUCAGC
This is a messenger RNA of Parastagonospora nodorum SN15, 903 nucleotides long. RefSeq lists its product as hypothetical. Bases 34 to 735 code for a protein of 233 amino acids. Lineage: Eukaryota; Fungi; Ascomycota; Dothideomycetes; Pleosporales; Phaeosphaeriaceae. The record is from RefSeq and is a predicted model, not a curated record. Gene Ontology annotation, cellular component: cytoplasm. Gene Ontology annotation, molecular function: metal ion binding; methylthioribulose 1-phosphate dehydratase activity. The transcript is spliced from 4 exons.